UUACGGCGGUGUUGUUCGGGGAUGAUCUGACACGAUCCUCGAGCAGUCUUCAGAGUGACGCGUCAAGGAGCAGGAGGAGCUAGGCGUCAGCGAGUUUUCGGGAAGCACGGCAAGGGCAGCCGGACGUGUUUGGCUGCACGAUGAGCAGGAGCGGGCAGCAAGACGACAAUGAGGAGCUCCGGCGGGUGGCAAUCGACCGGCUCCCGACGUAUGACAGCUUGAGGAAGGGGAUGCUAAAUAGAGUGUUGGACGACGGGAAAAUCAUGCAAGGUGAGGUGGAUGUUACUAAGCUAGGAAAUCAAGAGAAGAAGCUGUUGAUGGAUAGUGUACUCAAGACUGCUGAAGAAGAUAACGAGAGCUUUCUUGAACGGUUGAGGGAACGGACUGAUAGGGUGGGAAUUGAGAUUCCGAAGAUUGAAAUCCGGUUUGAGCAUUUAUCAGUUGAUGGAGAUAUACAUGUUGGGGAUAGAGCACUUCCUACUCUGUUUAAUGCCACCUUGAACGCACUUGAGAGCGUUCUCGGACUGAUUCGGCUUGCCCCUUCUAAGAAGAGAAAAAUUCAGAUACUUAAAGAUGUUGGCGGCAUUGUGAAGCCAUCACGGAUGAUAUUGCUUUUGGGUCCACCCAAUGCGGGCAAAACAACAUUAUUGCAAGCACUAGCGGGGAAGCUUGAUCGGGACCUAAGGUUAUCAGGGAAAGUCACCUAUUGUGGUCAUGAAUUGAAUGAGUUUGUUCCUCAAAGAACCUGUGCUUACAUUAGUCAACUGGAUCUUCACUAUGGGGGGAUGACGGUGAGAGAGACAUUGGAUUUCUCAGGACGCUGUUUUGGGGUUGGCAAAAGAUACGAAAUGCUUGUAGAGCUCUCAAGACGAGAGAAAGAAGCAGGAAUUAAACCGGAUCCUGAGAUCGAUGCAUUUAUGAAGGCCAUAGCAGUGUCGAGCCAAGAGUCCAAUUUGGUCACAGAUUAUAUUAUCAAGAUACUAGGAUUGGAUAUUUGUGCGGAUAUUUUGGUUGGUGAUGAGAUGAGAAGGGGUAUUUCUGGUGGACAAAAGAAGCGUGUGACCACCGGAGAGAUGUUGGUGGGACCAGCAAAAGCUCUUUUCAUGGAUGAGAUAUCGAACGGGUUGGACAGUUCCACAACUUUUCAGAUUGUCAAGUACAUGCGGCAAAUGGUCCAUAUAAUGGAUGUGACGAUGAUCAUCUCUCUUCUUCAGCCAGCCCCAGAAACUUAUGAUCUGUUUGACGACAUCAUUUUACUUUCAGAAGGUCAAAUUGUCUAUCAAGGUUCGCGUGAUAAUAUCCUCGAGUUCUUUGAGUUUGUGGGUUUCAAAUGCCCUGAGAGAAAAGGAGUUGCCGAUUUUCUUCAAGAAGUGACUUCCAAGAAAGAUCAAGAACAAUACUGGUUCAAAAAGAACCAACCAUAUAGAUAUGUUUCAGUUGCCGAAUUCUCACAGGCCUUCUACUCAUUCCCUAUAGGCCAACAACUAGCGGCAGAUCUUAGCAUUCCGUAUGAUAAAACAAAAACCCACCCGGCUGCUUUGGUGACAGAAAAGUAUGGGAUCUCCAACCGGGAACUUUUUAAGGCGUGCUUUGAUAGAGAGUGGCUCUUAAUGAAGCGCGACAUUUUUGUUCACAUAUUCAAAAUCACCCAAAUAACAAUCAUGUCAUUGAUAGCCUUGACUGUGUUCUGGAGAACAACAAUGCCAUCUGGCACUUUGCUAGAUGGAUGGAAGUUUUUCGGAGUUCUAUUCUUCAGUUUGAUGAACGUGAUGUUUAAUGGGAUGGCAGAGCUCGCAAUGACUGUUUUGGGGCUUCCUGUCUUCUAUAAACAGAGGGAUGCCUUGUUCUACCCUCCGUGGGCUUUUGCCUUGCCGAUUUGGGUCCUUCGAAUACCCAUCUCCCUCCUAGAAUCAGCAAUAUGGGUUGUUCUUACGUAUUACACAAUUGGGUAUGCUCCGGCCACAAGUAGAUUUUUCCGUCAGUUCUUGGCAUUCUUCAGUAUACAUCAGAUGGGUCUAUCUCUCUUUCGCUUCAUUGCUGCGGUGGGGAGAACACAGGUGGUUGCCAGCUCUUUAGGCACCUUCACCUUGCUACUAAUUAUUGUUCUUGGAGGAUUUAUUGUUGCCAAAGAAGACAUUGAGCCAUUUAUGAUAUGGGGCUAUUAUAUUUCUCCAAUUAUGUAUGGACAGAAUGCACUAGUCAUGAAUGAAUUUCUUGACAAGAGAUGGAGUGCCAAUAACACAGACCUCCGAAUUAAUGCACCUACGGUUGGGAAAGUCCUCCUCACGUCAAGAGGCUUCUUUACGGAUGAUUACAUGUUUUGGGUUUGCAUUGGAGCACUGGUUGCAUUUUCUAUUCUCUUCAAUGUUUUUUUUAUUGCAGCAUUGACUUACUUGAAUCCUCUGGGUGAUUCAAGAGCUGCAGUGUUGGAGGAAGAUGAUGAAAAGAAGACAUUAUAUGGACAAAUGGCAUCUGAAGGUGUUGAUAUGGCAGUAAGAAAUGCUUUACAGCCUAAUCAUGUUCCUAGAAAAGGAAUGGUUUUGCCCUUUCAACCCCUAUCACUAGCAUUCAAUCACAUCAACUACUAUGUGGAUAUGCCCGUUGAAAUGAAAAAGAAAGGGAUUAGGGAGGAUCGUCUUCAACUGCUGCGAGAUGUUAGUGCUGUUUUCAGACCAGGGAUAUUGACUGCAUUUGUGGGUGUUAGUGGUGCUGGAAAGACCACAUUGAUGGAUGUGUUGGCUGGAAGGAAGACUGGUGGGUAUUUUGAAGGAACUAUCAGCCUUUCGGGUUACGUGAAGAACCAAGCAACAUUUGCUAGGGUUAGCGGGUACUGUGAACAGAAUGAUAUUCACUCACCUUAUGUUACUGUUCAUGAAUCUCUUCUACACUCUGCUUGGCUCCGUCUUUCCUCAGAUGUGAACACAAAAACACGGAAGAUGUUUGUUGAAGAAGUGAUGGAGUUGGUUGAGCUUAACCCGAUAAGGAAUUACUUAGUUGGGCUUCCAGGAGUAGACGGACUUUUGACAGAACAAAGAAAGAGGUUGACGAUAGCUGUAGAAUUGGUUGCUAACCCAUCUAUCAUCUUCAUGGAUGAACCUACAUCAAGCCUUGAUGCUAGAGCUGCAGCCAUUGUUAUGCGAACUGUGAGAAAUACGGUGGACACAGGGAGAACUGUAGUGUGCACAAUUCACCAACCAAGCAUAGACAUUUUUGAAGCUUUUGAUGAGUUACUUUUGAUGGGGAGAGGAGGCCAAGUCAUUUAUGCUGGACCUUUGGGUCGCCAAUCCCGAGAGGUUAUAGAAUAUUUUGAAGCUGUCCCAGGUGUGCCCAAGAUUAAGGAUGGUUACAAUCCUGCUACAUGGAUGUUGGAGAUUAGUGCUCCUUCGGUUGAGACUCAACUGAAUGUCGAUUUUGCUGAGAUAUAUGCCAAAUCCUCCCUUUAUCAGAGGAAUCAGGAGCUCAUUAAAGAACUCGGUACUCCACCUCUGGGAUCGGAGGAUCUAUACUUCUCGACCAAGUACUCCCAACCAUUCGUUACACAGUGCAAAGCUUGUUUCUGGAAACAGCACCGGUCUUAUUGGAGGAACCCCCAAUAUAAUAUCAUUCGGUUCUACAUGACCGUUGUUAUUGCUGCAAUAUUUGGGUUUAUUUUAUGGAAAAAAGGGCAGCAAAUGACAAAACAACAGGAUCUGAUAAAUCUUUUGGGAGUUAUGUUUGCUGCUGUUCUCUUCCUUGGAGCUUCUAAUGCUACUUCAAUCCAAGCUAUUGUUGUUAUUGAGAGAACAGUAUUUUAUCGUGAAAGAGCAGCUGGGAUGUAUUCAGCGUUGCCUUACGCAUUUUCUCAGGUGGCCAUAGAGGUGAUUUAUGUCACAAUCCAAACAUUGGUAUACUUCCUUAUACUCUACCCCAUGAUUGGGUUCGAGUGGAAGGUUGUAAAAGUCUUGUGGUUCUUCUAUUACAUAUUAAUGUGCUUCAUCUACUUCACAAUGUAUGGCAUGAUGGUUGCCGCGCUGACACCAGACGUCCAAAUUGCCGCCAUUGUUACGUCCUUCUUCCUUAGCCUCUGGGGCUUAUUCUCUGGUUUCCUCAUUCCCAGGCCGCAAAUCCCGAUUUGGUGGAGGUGGUACUACUGGGCUAAUCCAAUGGCAUGGACACUCUACGGACUAGUGACUUCUCAGGUGGGUGAUAAGGAUGCUUUGCUUGAGGUCCCUGGAGAGGGUGAUGUGCCAUUGAAGCUAUUUCUCAAGUAUUAUUUGGGUUUUGAGUAUGACUUCCUACCUGCAGUUGCACUGGCCCAUGUUUGUUGGGUCAUAGGCUUCUUCUUUGUCUUUGCCUAUGGCAUCAAGUUUCUCAACUUCCAAAAAAGAUAACAAAGCUUCAACAAAAAAAAAAGGUUGGUUAUAGGUGAGCAUGGGCUACAUUGUGACAAGUGGGGUUAGCUGACGCCACCGAGUGGUAAAAAUUUUUGAGGAUAUGUAUAUUGUUUUUGGUGUUUUAGAAAACUUUGCCGGAAAGAUUCCAUACCUGUGGUGCUUGCCCUGCAAAUUUUGUGCGUGAUGUUAAAUCUUAUGGUUCUUGCCCCCACAAAUUUUAUCGUUGCCCCAUGUAUGUAAUGGAAAUUACACCAUUGCCAACCAUUAAAAUGCCUUUUUUCUCUCUUAUCUAAAAAACAAUGAAACUCUAUGGGUCAUGGAAUGGACUUUUACUUCC
Messenger RNA from Rhododendron vialii, 4710 nucleotides. RefSeq names its product ABC transporter G family member 39-like. Gene Ontology annotation, molecular function: ATP hydrolysis activity; ABC-type transporter activity; ATP binding. Gene Ontology annotation, cellular component: membrane. The coding region runs from base 141 to 4370 and encodes 1409 amino acids. The record is from RefSeq and is a predicted model, not a curated record. NCBI's taxonomy places the organism in Eukaryota, Viridiplantae, Streptophyta, Magnoliopsida, Ericales, Ericaceae. The transcript is spliced from 20 exons.